UUAUGUAACAAAUUCUUUGAGCUGACAGUGUUUGUUCUAGAAAUUUUUAGUGCUGUUCAGUCUAACCCCGGAGAAACGGAGGAAUUAGAGCUGAGCGACCUUAAUCUGGAGACAAUAAACCCUACUCUUAUCUCUGAGUCAAUCACUUGUCUGAAAUCAGUAAACCUGAGUAAUGCGCUUCUGAGUGAUGAAGGAAAAGAAACUCUGUUUUUUGCUCUUUGUUCUUCCGAGUCCAACCUCACAGAAACUUUAGACUUAUCCUGCAUGAGUUUAUCCUGCCUGGAUCCGGUUUUAUUGAGUGAAGGAUUGCGUAAAAUACGCAGAAUACAUUUACGCAACUGCUGGUUAACCAUGCUUCAGAUAUGGGAAAUAUUGGAUAGUUUGUAUGAAUCCAGUAAUGAAGAACUCAACCUGUCUGGGAACGAUUGCUCCGAUAUCACCUCAUCCCAGCUUCUCGUCGCCUUAAACCAUCUCAGGGUCCUAAACCUAACUGCAGCCAAGGUUGAGACGGAUACAAUACUCCAGGUUAUGUCGGAGCCAAAACUUGUUCAGCGUGGAAGGAUUGUGUUCAGCAGUUCUGACUUCCCCUCCAAAAAUAUACAAUCAAGAUUAAACUCCGUGUCCUGGAUAGAGUUGAGAAGAGAGGAACUACCCUACUACCAGGACGAAACCAGCUGUGGAUACGUAGUUGGAGAAGAUGCUAUCCAAACCUAGAAUAAGAAUUUAGCAUUAACCUAGAA
This is a messenger RNA of Eurytemora carolleeae, 740 nucleotides long. RefSeq lists its product as uncharacterized. The transcript has 5 exons. The record is from RefSeq and is a predicted model, not a curated record. NCBI's taxonomy places the organism in Eukaryota, Metazoa, Arthropoda, Copepoda, Calanoida, Temoridae. The coding region runs from base 265 to 714 and encodes 149 amino acids.